AUGGACCUCAUUGGCAAGAUCUAUCCAGCCAGCAGCCAGCAGCCAGCAGCACUGUUUAUCAUUGUUGCCACAGACUAUUUCACUAGGUGGGUAGAAGCCAAGCCUAUUAAAUCCACUACAUCUAAAGAGAUCAUCACUUUCAUGGAAGAACAGAUUAUACAGAGAUUUGGCAUCCCAGAAUCAAUCACAACUGACAGAGGAUCUUCUUUCAUAUCUGGAGAAAUGCUGGAUAUGGCAGAGGCAUUCAAAUUCAGGCUGCUUCAAUCCACUCCUUAUUAUGCUCAAGCUAACGGGCAGGCAGAAUCAAACAAUAAGGUAAUCAUCAACAUUAUCCGAAAAAUGCUUGAGAAGAAUCCAAACUGUUCAGCCCUCAGAAUUGCUCACCAACAUAAUCUGGUAGGAGAAAACUACUCUCAAGCCAUGCUGCUAGAACUGGAAGGAUUGGAUGCAAGCAGAAUUGACACCCUUAAUAAACUCCUGGCAGGAAAGCAAGCUGUGUCAAGGGCCUAUAACAAAAGAGUCAAGAACAAGAGUUUUGAAGAGGGAGAGAUAGUCUGGAAAGCAGUUCUGCCCUUGGAACACAUGUAG
Molecule: messenger RNA, 588 nt
Organism: Prunus armeniaca (apricot)
Lineage: Eukaryota; Viridiplantae; Streptophyta; Magnoliopsida; Rosales; Rosaceae
Source: the annotation of a GenBank genome assembly